AUGGGUGAAUCCGCAAAGCGUUCCGCUUCACUGUCCCCUUCCGAGACUCCAAGGGCUACGCCAGCAACUGAGGAUGCCAAACCAUUGAGACUUCCGCGUGGCCUGAAGAAACUCAGAGAUGAUCUUGGGUUUAGAUUGAAACAGCAGUCUGUGGACAAAGAUUUGCUCGUGUCGGAAGGUAACACCGACAAGACUAUCCACGAAGAGGAAACCGAAGGCGCCACUUACAUUGUGGACGGUGCGUUGCGGAGAGUGACUCCAUAUUACUUCACGUACUUGACAUAUUGUAAGCUUCGAUGGAGAGACCGUAAACUCAUCGACGUAUUCGUUGACGAGUUCAGAGACAAGGAUCCUGAAUUCUAUAGGAAAGCUAUCGCAGAUGGCCAGGUGAUGCUCAACAAAACUAGAACCACUAUCGAUUCAGUGGUGAGGAAUGGUGAUCUCAUCAGUCAUCGCUGUCACCGACACGAACCGGCGGUGUCCUCUCGACCAAUCAAAAUUGUAUUCGAGGACAACGACAAGAUCGCUAUCGAUAAGCCCUCGGGAAUUCCUGUGCAUCCUACGGGAAGAUACAGAUACAACACCAUCACCAAGAUCUUCCAGCACGAGUAUGGCAAGACUGUGCAUCCUUGCAAUCGACUCGAUAGACUCACGCUGGGGCUUAUGUUUCUUGGUAAGAACGCACGUGGUGCUGAGUUCUUUGUCAAGCAAAUUAGAGAAAGAACUGUCAAGAAAGAGUAUAUUGCAAGAGUGAAAGGUAAGUUUCCUACUGGGAAAGUAGAAGUGGACCAGCCUCUUCAUACUGUUUCGCCCAAGCAUGCACUCAACGUGGUUGAUCAUGAAAAGGGAAAACCUGCGACGACAUUGUUCACCAGAGUGUCUUACGAUGCCAAAUCUGACACUUCCAUUGUUAAAUGUCGGCCCUUGACUGGAAGAACCCACCAAAUCAGAGUUCAUCUUCAAUACAUUGGCCAUCCCAUUGCUAACGAUCCAAUUUACCUGAGUGAGUACGUUUGGGGAAAUUCUGAUCUUGGCAAAGGUAAUAACGGAGCUGACCCAGAACUAAUUGCUCGAUUGGAUCAGAUAGGUAAAACUCGUGCAUGCUCUACAUGGAUUCAUCCGCAGGAAGAUGGAGAGGUCUUGACAGAUGAAAAUUGUGAAGUGUGUAAUAUUCCUCUCUACACGGAUCCAGGACCCAACGAUCUCGACCUUUGGCUCCAUGCGUUUAGAUAUGAAAGCGCAGAUAACCUGUGGUCUUACCUGGUGGAUUACCCUGAUUGGGCUAUUGAUCAACAUCGUGAAUUCAUGCAACUUGCGUUGGAUGAAGCCAAGAAGUGUGGAGAAACUCAAACUCAAUUCAAUGUAGGCGCUGUGUUGGUUUUAAAUGGUGAAAUCUUAGCUACUGGCCAUACCAGAGAAUUGCCUGGUAACACACAUGCUGAACAGUGCGCGUUACAGAAGUAUUUCGAGAGAACAGGUAAAACAGAUGUUCCUGAAGGAACAGAGCUAUAUACGACUAUGGAGCCAUGUUCUAAUAGAUCGGUGGGGAACAAGCCUUGUGUCGAUAGAGUAUUGGAGACCCUGAUCAAAACGUGCUUUGUGGGAGUUGUGGAACCAGACACAUUUGUUAAGAACAACACUGGAAAGCAGAAGUUGACAGAUGGAGAUGUUGAGUACAUUCAUAUACCAGGUUUUGAGGAUGAAUGCUUGCGUGUAGCUACGUUGGGACACGACAAGAGCACAUAG
Sungouiella intermedia is the source of this 1746-nucleotide messenger RNA. The record is from the annotation of a GenBank genome assembly. NCBI's taxonomy places the organism in Eukaryota, Fungi, Ascomycota, Pichiomycetes, Serinales, Metschnikowiaceae.